Messenger RNA from Alligator mississippiensis (American alligator), 2036 nucleotides. It is a transcript of the gene PIGT, whose product is annotated as phosphatidylinositol glycan anchor biosynthesis class T. The transcript is spliced from 12 exons. Gene Ontology annotation, cellular component: GPI-anchor transamidase complex. Bases 21 to 1760 code for a protein of 579 amino acids. NCBI's taxonomy places the organism in Eukaryota, Metazoa, Chordata, Crocodylia, Alligatoridae. Gene Ontology annotation, biological process: attachment of GPI anchor to protein. The record is from RefSeq and is a predicted model, not a curated record.
CGGAAGCGGAAGCCCCGGGAAUGGAGCGGGCCGCGGUGCUGGGGCUCUUGCUCCUGCUGGGGGCCCGCGGCGGCUCCGGGCAGGCGGCGUUGGAGCCGCCCCAGGACAGCCUGCGGGAGGAGCUGCUGCUCAGCCCGCUGCCGUCCGGAGACCUCGCCGCUACCUUCCAGUUCCAGACCCGCUGGGACUCGGAGCUGCAGCGGGAGGGAGUCUCUCACUACAGGCUCUUCCCCAAGGCCCUGGGGCAGCUCAUCUCCAAGUACUCUGUGCGCGAGCUGCACCUGUCCCUCACCCAAGGUUUCUGGCGCACGCGGACCUGGGGACAGCCUCACCUGCAGGCCCCGGCUGGAGCUGAGCUAUGGGUCUGGUUCCAGGACUCGGUCACCGAUGUUGACAAGUCCUGGAAAGAGCUCAGCAACAUGCUCUCGGGGAUAUUCUGUGCCUCCCUGAACUUCAUUGACUCCACCAACACAGUCACUCCAACAGCAUCAUUCAAACCUCUGGGCCUAGCCAAUGUCACAGAUCACCACCUCCUGAGAUAUGCUGUCCUGCCCCGUGAGGUCGUCUGCACCGAGAACCUCACUCCUUGGAAGAAGCUGCUGCCAUGCAGCUCAAAGGCUGGUCUUGCUGUGUUGCUGAAGGCUGAACGCUUGUUCCAUAGCAGCUACCACUCACAGGCAGUGCAUAUCCGCCCCAUCUGCAGGGAUGUUUCAUGCCUCAGCAUUUCCUGGGAGCUCCGACAAACUCUCACUGUGGUCUUCGACACCUUCUCCAGUGGCCAAGGAAAGAAAGACUGGUCCCUUUUUAAGAUGUUUUCACGUACUGUCACUGAAGCUUGUCCUCUGGCCUCUGAGAGCAAAAUCUAUGUGGACAUCUCCAGCAAGGAUCAGGGGAACGAGCUGCUGGAGGUGACCCCAGCUCCACUGUCUAUGCAUGAAGCAGUUGUCCUAGGAGACAGGAGAACCUAUGCAGUCUAUGACUUACUGAGCCCAGCACUCUUCAACACAUCUCGCAGCCUCAAUGUGCAGCUGAAAUGGAAACGGCCCCAAGACAGUGCUGAUCUCUCAACACCGGUGCUCCAUGCUCAACGCUAUGUGAGUGGAUAUGGCCUGCAGACUGGAGAAAUCAGCACCCUGAUCUAUAACACUCAUCCCUACCGUGCCUUCCCUGUGAUACUACUGGAGACAGUGCCCUGGUACCUGAGACUGUACAUUCACACUCUGACCAUCAUCACCAAGGGGAAGGAGAACAAGCCAAGUUACAUCCACUACCAGCCAGCUCAGGACCGAAGGCGGCCCCAUCUUCUGGAGAUGCUGAUCCAGCUCCCAGCAAACUCUGCCACCAAGAUCACCAUCCAAUUCGAGAGAGCCUUACUGAAAUGGACAGAGUACACACCUGACCCUAACCACGGGUUUUACGUGAGUCCAUCUGUCCUGAGUGCCCUGGUGCCAAGUAUCGUUGCAGCAAAAGCUGUAGAUGUUGAGGAGAGUCCUCUCUUCACCUCACUAUUUCCUUCUUCUGAUGGCUCAAGCUACUUUGUGCGUCUCUACACAGAGCCGCUUCUUGUGAACUUGCCAACACCUGACUUCAGCAUGCCAUAUAAUGUCAUCUGCCUCACCUGCACCGUGGUGGCCGUGUGCUAUGGCUCCUUCUACAACCUGCUGACCAGAACCUUUCACGUGGAAGAGCCUAGCAGGGGGGGCCUGGCCAAGAGACUGGCUAACAUCAUCCGCAAAAUGAGGGGGGUUCCUCCCCUCUGAGAGGGCCAAGACAGCCAGUGCUGUGGGUAUUGCCACUGACCCCCAUGUACAAGUGCCAGGGCCUAAGGGGAGGCUGAUGGGGUAGGACACUUGCUACCUCAGGAAUCUGGGUUUUGUCCCUAGACACCAAACAGUCACUUUUUGUUAAGGAGGCUGGUGGGAAUUGUCCCAAAGCCCAGAUCCAAGGGAUCAAGGAAGAGGUAUAAAUCUUCUGGGGAGGGGUAAAUUAUUAUGUUCUGAAAAGGAGGUGCUAGAAAUAAAAUCCCUGGCUUUGUA